UGCUCAGUCAGAGCUGCUGGAGAGUCACUGACAUCCUGACAGAGGAAAAAGAACAACACGCCGUCUGUUUCAGCGCCUCAGUAGGAUCAUCUGGAUGAUGAACAGGAUAGGCGUCCCCUCGGGGCAGGAGCUCACGGAUGAAGAAAAAGAGCUCAUCAACAGCGUUCUGGCUCGAGCAGCCAUGAUGGAGGUCAUGGAACAAGAGAGGAUUGACCGUCUCUCCAAUCGCUUGGAUGAUAUCAAGAAGACAGCCCUUGGUGAUGGUCAGUCACACUGUCUGCUGUGUGGGGCGUCGUUCGGACCACAGGGAGUCACAGCUGUUCUCUGUGUGCAGUGCAACAAGUACAUGUGUAGCAAAUGUGGGAUCUGGAGCAACAGCAGGACUUGCCCCAUGUGGCUGUGCAGAAUCUGCAAUGAACAUCAAGAGCUACACAAACGUUCAGGCGCGUGGUUCUUUAAGGGCAGAGAGCAGCAGGGGUUGCCUGCCCCCCUCCCCCUGUCCACACCUCCACAGUCCAGCUCUGAGGUUUGUUCUGCUCCUUCAGCAAACCCUGACAGACCACGGCAACCGACCACACGUUAUCAUCCAAGACAGCUGCAGCAGCAGCAGCAGCAGCAGCAGCAGCAGCAGCAGCAGCAGUCCUGUGGAUCAGAACAAUGGGAGCAGACGCCAAGAACAACAGCUGACGGCUGUAAUGAGGGUCAGACACGUCCAGCAGCUGUAAUGAAGACAGACGCACAUGUGUCUGCCUCCAAACCACUGGGUCCAAACGCACAGUGGGCCCCCUUGCCCUCAGAUGUGGUGAACACACAUUCAGAGAGGGAAGACACGGUGUCGCCUCCUGUGGUGGAACCUGGUAUCUCUGCUUCCAUUUGGUCUCAUCUUCCCGCAGCCAGGACCUCUGCACCUGACGCAGCUGCCAACAGUCUUGUAUCCCCGAGAACAACACCUGAUCCAAGAGAGGAAGAAGACGAUGACUACGACUCAGACGACGCCACUACUCUGGGAUCUCUGGAGUUCAGUCUUCUUUACGAACAGCAGAACCACACCCUACACUGCUGCAUCAUUAAAGCCAAGGGUUUGAAGCCCAUGGACUCAAAUGGACUUGCUGACCCAUAUGUGAAGCUGCACUUGUUACCUGGAGCCAGUAAGUCGAACAAGCUUCGCACCAAGACUCUGAAACACACUCUGAAUCCUGUGUGGAAUGAGACACUGAUCUACCACGGCAUCACCGACGAUGAAAUGUCGCGCAAAAGUCUUCGCCUGUCUGUGAGUGAUGAGGACACGUUUGGACACAAUGAAUUCAUAGGAGAGACACGAGUCGCUCUGAAGAAACUGACGUUCAACCAGAAGAAGAACUUCAGUGUGUGUUUGGAGAGAGUCAUCCCGGUGAAGAAGGCUGUCGGAGGCUCGGCCCGUGGCAUGGCUCUCUAUGAGGAUGAUCUGAAUGAAGGUGAGGAUUCUGGGGAAAGAGGUCGUAUCCUGGUGUCGCUGACGUACAGCAGUCAGCAGGGUCGUCUCAUAGUGGGCGUGGUCCGCUGUGCUCACCUGGCUGCCAUGGACUCCAACGGUUACUCGGAUCCCUUCGUCAAAGUAUAUCUGAAGCCAGACAUGGGAAAGAAAGCGAAAAACAAGACACAGACAAAAAAGAAGACCCUCAAUCCAGAGUUUAAUGAGGAGUUCAGCUAUGAAAUAAAACAUGCUGACCUCGCCAAGAAAACCCUGGAAAUCUCAGUCUGGGACUAUGACAUGGGCAAGUCAAAUGAUUUCAUUGGAGGAUGUCAGCUGGGCAUCCAGGCUAAAGGAGAAUGUCUGAAGCACUGGUACGAAUGCCUGAAGAACAAAGACAAGAAGAUUGAGUGCUGGCAUAUCCUGCUGAAUGACAGCAGUGUUCAUUUUGAGGAUUAAAAUCUCCUCUCCCGUGUAUUUGCUGCCUCUCCUUUUCUCCCCGUUGGAUAGAAUCUGUCUGUGAGCAAAGGAAGAGCGAUUUUAUCCUCUUGCUUUUGUGUGGGAAACUUGUGACGUACAAGCUGCAGCAGUUUACAGGUGAUGGAUGUGGAUGUUUAAUCCUGGAGCUCUUUCAAAGACCACAAAACAAAAGUGAUAUCGCAGCAUAAGAAGUGUGAAGUUAUGAUCAUAAUCACGUCACCUCCAAGUUUAUCUCACAUUUACAAACAGGUGUAUUGAUCAGUUGUACGAGACCAUACACUGAUUGGUGUGACCGCCCCUUUAAGUGCUCCAUUCACCAGAACGUGGCUGUGAAUAAUGAUAAUAAUGAUAAUGAUGAUAAUGAUGAUAAUAAUGAUAA
Molecule: messenger RNA, 2309 nt
Organism: Solea senegalensis (Senegalese sole)
Lineage: Eukaryota; Metazoa; Chordata; Actinopteri; Pleuronectiformes; Soleidae
Gene: rph3aa
Product: rabphilin 3A homolog (mouse), a
Exons: 16
Coding region: 95-1909 (604 amino acids)
Biological process (GO): intracellular protein transport
Cellular component (GO): membrane
Molecular function (GO): small GTPase binding
Source: RefSeq, a predicted model, not a curated record